CACCUGGAGAAGGAAUUUAUUUUCCGCCAGAACAGGACAUGAGAAAAUGGCUGUCCCCGCGCUCCUCGACUACGCCUACCUCAGCGGCUUGCUCUCCCGCUGCGGCCGCGCCGCCGACCACCGCCUCGGCGCCGCCCUCCACGUCACCAUCGUCAAAAACCCCUCCCACUUCCUCCUAUGCCCGCUCCGCCCCUCCCUCCGCCACGUCCUCGUCGCCUGGAACGCCCUCGUCUCCAUGUACGCAAGGUGCGGCCGCCACGCCGAAGCCGCCAGGGUGUUCGACGAAAUGCGCAUCCGUGACUCCGUCUCCUGGAAUUCGCUCAUCGGCUCCUCCGGCGCCGAGGACGCGCUCUCCCAGUUCAGGCGGAUGCUGCGCUCGUCCUCCUCCCCGGGCGGUGGCGUCUCGUGCGACCACGCCACGUUCACCACCGUCCUGUCCGCGUGCGCGCGCGAGGCGUCGCUCCCCACGUGCGCCAUGGUGCACGGGCUGGUGGUCUCGCGCGGGUUCGAGGCGGAGGUGUCCGUCGGGAACGCGCUGGUGACCGCCUACUUCGAGUGCGAGUCUCCGGGCUCGGCCGAGAGGGCGUUCCAUGGGAUGGCAGAGAGGAACGUCAUUACGUGGACAGCGAUGAUAUCUGGGAUGGCUCGAGAAGAGCUCUACAAGGAUAGCAUUGUGUUGUUUCAGCAGAUGAGGCGCACCGUGGAUGCCAAUAGCGCGACGUACUCAAGCUCCCUGUUAGCUUGCGCUGGAUCUCUGGCACUCAAGGAAGGUCAGCAGAUUCAUGGCCUUGUUGUGAAGGCUGGACUUGAGACCGACCUUCAUGUCGAGAGUGGGCUGAUGGAUUUGUACUCUAAAUGUGGCUUAAUGGAGGAUACGCUGAGUGUGUUUCGCUUAUGUCGUCAGCCUGAUGAAAUCUCCUUGACAGUGAUUUUGGUUGGGUUUGCUCAGAAUGGACUGGAGGAGAAGGCGUUUGAAUUGUUUGCUGAGAUGGCAGGCGAAGGAAUUUUGAUUGAUACUAACAUGGUUUCUGCAGUUCUGGGGGCAUUCGGUGCUUCUGCGCCAUUUGCUCUUGGGAAGCAAAUCCAUGCACUGGUCAUCAAGAAGUGCUUCGGAAGGAACAUCUAUGUCUGCAAUGGUCUGAUCAAUAUGUAUUCUAAGUGCGGUGAAUUGGAAGAAUCUAUCCAAGUGUUCAAUGAAACACCCAGUAAGAACUCGAUUUCAUGGAACUCCAUCAUUGCAGCUUUCGCGCGACACGGUCAAGGUUCUGAAGUCUUUAAGCUGUUUGAAUCCAUGAAAGCUGACGGUGCCAAUCCCACGGAUGUGACAUUCUUAUCCCUGCUCCAUGGUUGUAGCCAUGUCGGAUCAGCAAAGAAGGGACUGGAAAUCUUGAAUUCUAUGUCGUCAGAGUACGGAAUCCUCCCAAGGGUGGAACAUUAUGCAUGUGUGGUUGACAUGCUUGGCCGAGCCGGUCUGUUAGAAGAUGCCAGGUCAUUCAUUGAAGAUGGACCUUUCAAGGACAGUGCUCUUCUUUGGCAGGCCUUAAUGGGAGCUUGCAGCUUCCGUGGGAACUCGGAGAUCGGGAAAUAUGCCGCAGAGAAGUUGCUCCAUUUGGACCCUGAUUCCCCUGCUGCUUAUGUAUUGUUAUCAAACAUAUACUCAUCCGAGGGCCGAUGGGACGAUCGAGCCAGGGUCAUGAAGAGCAUGAGGGAGAUGGGUUUGAGGAAGGAUACCGGCAAGAGCUGGAUUGAGCUUGAGAAGGAGGUUCAUUCUUUCGUCGUUGGGUCACCAGCAUCUCGUCCUGAUUCUGCUACUAUGGACGAUAUGAUGUUACAGCUGUCUGCCGUUGUUGGUGAUCAUCAGGAUGAUCUGAUGGAAGGCAAUGCUUUGUGAGUGAGAGGCAAGAUGUGUAUACAUGAUUCUAAUACAGAGAAGGCGAUUUCAUGAUCAUGGCCUUCACGGUGAAUGGAGCCCCCUGCAGGAUCGUGGCUGGUGUUCAGCCAGCGACACUGCUAUGAUGACACAUGGGCAUGGGCUUAGUCGCUUAGAUGCCGCCUGGCUUGUGGUGCACCAAGUGGUUCGAGGGGGAGGCUAUGUUCUGGAUGAACCAUGUGGUUCAGCUGGUGUAAUCUUGGUGAUCACGGUGAUGAGGGUGGUAGACUGGUGACACCUCGAAGAGAACGGGAGCAGAGGCUGUUCUGGGGUUGGCUUUCCUUAUGGAACACUGCUCCGGGGUGUGAUUAGAAAGAUCCCUACCGAGGGCAUUGACAUUUGACAAUGAUCAAGGAAAACUUUUGGUCCCAGUCUGUACUCAACUACUCAUGAGCGCUUUGUCAAGCUUCUCGAAGGUCGGUUUUCUAAGGUCCUGGUGAACUAUUUUCAACUGAGAAUCUUCAUGGAGAUAUUGUAAUCCCCUAGCAAGUACGUUGAUAAUCUUGAAUCUCCUUCCCCAAUCUAGGUCUUUGAUUUUCUCAGAAUCUGCCAUUCACACAAGAAAUAUUAGCAUUAUGAUGACAAAAUUGUGGCACUUGCACAAAAGUCAGUUUUUUUUUCAUUUUUGUUAAAUUAAUAGUGAUAAAGUUGUACCAAGGAGAGUGGUAUCAAGGCUUCAUUGGGCAUAAAUUCAUACACAGCUGUUUUA
Brachypodium distachyon (stiff brome) is the source of this 2639-nucleotide messenger RNA. RefSeq names its product pentatricopeptide repeat-containing protein At3g05340. Lineage: Eukaryota; Viridiplantae; Streptophyta; Magnoliopsida; Poales; Poaceae. The record is from RefSeq and is a predicted model, not a curated record. The transcript is spliced from 2 exons. The coding region runs from base 47 to 1891 and encodes 614 amino acids. Gene Ontology annotation, molecular function: RNA binding; protein binding. Gene Ontology annotation, biological process: RNA modification.